UAUCAAUUAGGGGUUUAGCAGUAUGCCUCAGAGCUACUGCCAAUCACUGAGGAGCUCCUAUAACCCACCACAGCUCUCUGCCAUUGUGCAUGGCUCUGAUGCUACAAGCUUUGGAGAUGGAAUUUGUUUGCCCAGCACUUGCUACAGCAGAACCUGGCUCUUGGACAAUUUUCAAGAAACCCACAAUGAAACCACCAGCCGCCCACUGACCCGCCGUGAGCAGGACCACUUCACCGAGGAUACAUGUGUACAGAGUUUCCGUCUCCCCACGAUUUUCCAAACAACUUGCUCCAACUCCAAACCUUCUGAAAGGACGUCAUGCCAAUCAAGAAGUGCUUUGGCAGUGUCAGAGAAUGUGUCUCAGUCUUGCCAGUCAGGAAGCAGUCAGCAAGCGAGUUUUGGAACCCAGCUUUCUCAGCCUGAGAACCACAUGGCACAAUGUAGUGCACUAAAGACUUCCGUGUCUCAGAGUUGCCAGACUCUGGAAUAUGAAUCCCGCCAAUGCCAGUGUCAGGUCUCUGAGUCCAGUGCCUGUAGCCCAUUGGUCAGUGUUUCCCCUGAGCCACAACUCCUGGAACCUUCUAGCACUUACGAGCCAGCCUGCUGUGUUACUGGUGGCUUGCAAAUGCCUAGUAAGUGAAAAUAUCUGUAGGGGACAUGGCAUAUUUUAAUUGAUUUUGGGUAUAUUUAGGUAUUUUAUUUCUUUAACUAUAGAAUAUUGUCUGUGUAUGUGUGUUUGUGUGUGUGUGUGUGGGUGUUGUAACUGAAUGAACAUGUCUUCUAAUAGUAUCUCCAAAGAUGAGAUUUUUUUUUCUCUUUUGGCAUUUUUGGUGCCAAUUUGGAGCUGGAAAGCAUGUUAACUAUUUUAGAUCACCAAAACUGUGUUUAGUAUAGAGCAAUAAGUUGCAACCAAAUAAUUAUUGACUCCUUAAGAAGUUAAUCUACACUUUGACUACUAGUUAUUGUCUAAGGAACUGUUGGACGUUGUAUCUAUUUUAUUGACAAAUGUGACACUAAUAUUAAAAUUCAUAAAGAUAAAUAAGAUUGUAGAAGCUUAUCUAGUCCUGUGAAUUGCAACAUUUUCCAUUCUAUCAUGAAUUAAUAAUAGUUAAUGGCAUUAGCAACACUUAAUAUCUGGGCCUAUUCAUUUACCAGUUAUUUUUUAUCAACUGAAUCCAAACAUUCUUAAACUGUCAGGUGGGAUCUUUUGCUUUAGAAAUAAAAAAUAAAAUUUGAAAUCCACUUUUGUGGACCUUAAAAUCACACAACAAAAGAUCUAAGAACUCAGUAUAAAGUGACGUUUGUAUCUGUGUUCCAUUCCUGCUAUGUUUGCUUUUGAUUUUUCUCAAGUGAAUAUUGAGCUGGAAAAGUGUUCUUUUUAUUAAAUAAAUUUACUUCACUUGGAA
This is a messenger RNA of Cavia porcellus (domestic guinea pig), 1406 nucleotides long. Its product is annotated as keratin-associated protein 27-1. Gene Ontology annotation, cellular component: keratin filament. NCBI's taxonomy places the organism in Eukaryota, Metazoa, Chordata, Mammalia, Rodentia, Caviidae. The transcript has a single exon. The record is from RefSeq and is a predicted model, not a curated record. Bases 23 to 640 code for a protein of 205 amino acids. Gene Ontology annotation, molecular function: structural molecule activity.